Messenger RNA from Mycotypha africana, 2293 nucleotides. RefSeq lists its product as uncharacterized. Bases 29 to 2182 code for a protein of 717 amino acids. The transcript has a single exon. Lineage: Eukaryota; Fungi; Mucoromycota; Mucoromycetes; Mucorales; Mycotyphaceae. The record is from RefSeq and is a predicted model, not a curated record. Gene Ontology annotation, biological process: neuron projection regeneration. Gene Ontology annotation, molecular function: protein binding.
CUUUUUGACGAGAUUGGAAGCCUCUUCAAUGCCUUUCAAUAUACCCAAUCUAUUAGAAGGCAAGCUUCUAACAGGUGUCUUGCCUCCAGACAAACAACCACCUCUACAAUAUUUUCUACCGCACUAUAAUACACCGAUCCUUUCUGACAUCGAAUCCUGCAUCGAUGAUCCAGCGCUGGCGCCACUCGGUCUCCAUAUAAGAAAAACAAAGAGGCAUCAUAAAAUGAAAAAGAAAUACAAGGACCCUCUUAUCGACUACAGUCAAGUCUAUCGUGAAAACAGUGCACCAUGUCCUGCGAACUCUUUGUUUUUUUCACUCGCUUCGGCUGUAGCAGGAGGGAGCGGUCUACUGAUGUUACGACGAAGAGCACUGACGACACAUCAGCUCGAAGAAGAACUCAAGAACCUUAUUCUACCCUUUACCUCUUAUUUGGAGAAACCGUUAAAUUCAGUUCAAAAUUCAAUAGUCGAGCUGGACAUUUCAAGGAAUCAACUCACCGACAUUCCCAAACAAGUGGCUCAUUUCACCCAUCUUCGCAUCCUCAACGCUUCGUCGAAUCAGUUGGCCACAUGGCCGCACGAAGCGCUGUCUUCCUUGACACAAUUGGAAGUACUGAUCCUGUCGCAAAAUCAAAUCAAAGAGAUACCCGAGGAUAUCCCUCAACGCUUACCCAACCUUGUUACUUUUCGUAUCGCUGCUAAUUCAGUCGAAAAAUUUCCUGAUAGAUUAGAUUAUUGGAAACAUAUGCGUCAUUUACAAUUAGGUUCUGUUUAUGGUGGCAAUAGGCUGACCCACAUACCCGAUCGUAUCGCAGACAUGCCCGUGCUAGAAGAGCUCGAUGUAUCUUAUAACCAACUCCGAUAUCUACCACAUGAUUUCCAUAUCCCCACCUUGAAAAUACUGAAUGCCUCCCACAACCAGCUCGACUUUAUACCCAAAUCCAUCACUCAAUGCUCCCAUUUAAAAUCCCUCAACCUCUCCAACAACCAUUUGAUGAGUUUACCCGCCGAUUUAGUGUCCCUCAAGCAUUUGGAAUUACUGGAUAUCAGUGAAAACCUGCUUUGCAUCAUGCCUGCCGAAAUAUUGGAAAGAAUGCAGUCUUCCAAUAUCUUGAUUACAGGAAACCCCCUCACAAGACCUGGCCAUUGUGAUCAAAAAGUCCCAGGCCAAAAUGCCUAUGCUCAAGUCUUGAAGCGCAUGAUGAAACUGGGUUUACCCCGGUCGUCCUCCUCUUCCGCCCUCUUGUCCUCUUCUUCUCCCACCACCGCUGUAUUUCACCAGGAAGACCCCUGCGGUCCCAAAGGCACUGGAUGUUUACGCUCCCUUCGUUCCGAUAGCGAGGAGAGUACCGGUUCAUUGUCAUCGAUGUUAUCCAAUGGAGUCGAUUCGCCUCCAUCGAUCGGUUCGCUACCACCCACACCCCCCUCGUCAGAAUGUGAUGCUCCCUCCUAUGACGCUCCACUCCUUCCUCAUGUCUCUGUUCAAGACAUACCUCCUCCCUCCUCUUAUCCUUUACUCUCUCCUCAUUUGUAUCAAGACGAAGAUGCAUCCAUUGACCACGAACUCUCCUAUCAUGCACGAAAAUUAAAUAUCGACGGAUCGCGACCUGCACCUCAACCCUCCUAUUAUGGAAGAAAAGAAUUCUUUGGCAUGAUCGAACAAGAACAAGAACAAGAAGAAGAAGAAGCAUCAUCACGAGACCCACCCCAUAGCCAUCUAUCGAACCAUGACCUUCUUCGACUCUCCCGUUCUUCCAUCCUUGCUGAUUCCAGUCAUUUGACCUCGGAUUACUGUUAUGUUUUGGAUCCAUCGGCAGCAUCGACCACUCACAACAACAGAAAGCAGAUCGAGCAGCCCACCCUACCGAAAGAAACCAAUUUAUUCCAUUCAUUGCGAGAACUAGCGACCAGGACUGUUUUACAACAGGGUAUCGAUGUGCUGCCCUCGAUCGAUGUCUUGCCUGUCCAUUUAGCCAAAGAUAUUGUCACGGGCAGAACCAAAUGUCGCUAUUGCUCCUGUUGCCAAGGACCCUUUGUCAAUGAAUGGGUCACCUCGGUUCAAAUCAAGAGUUUUGGAGGCCAUCCAGCCGUCGUGCGAAGAGUGCGCUUUUGCUCUACCAAAUGUUGGGUCAAAUGCUUACCGAAAGAAGACGCCAAAUCCGUCGUCUGUGUCCAUCAUUAAAGCACAAGAUACACCCACCCCCCUUUUUUUCUUAUUUAUUCUUAUACUGUAUAUCAAUACUCUUAUUAUUCCAAUUAUUUUACCAAAUAAAUUCAAAUCUUUCUAUCCACC